GUGAUGUAGUGGCAAGACAUGAAAUUUGAACUCUCCAUAUUUCGGAGUAAAAACUGGAAAUUUCGCAAAAAGUGGAUUAAUUUUUUCAUUAAUUUGUUGGUGAAAAGAUACUAAUACUUUAUCUACAUGCCUGCUAAGAAUAAUUUGUCACAAAAAGACUCAACAAAGAAAAAUAAACGUGGUAAACGAAAGGUUAUCUCGCCACUUUACACGGAUACGAACACGGACAAUACACGGGAUAUUGAUCAACACGCACAAAGUGGACAAACAGGUUAUUGUGUCGGACAGUCAUGUGUAUCUGAUGUGAGUAUUCAAAACAAACGUUUGCAUACUUCUUCUCCUGAACAUUUCAUAUUUGAUAUCAACAAAAUGCAAAAUGAAAAUUUUACUGGACAAAAUGUGGCUACAAAUGUUGCGACAUUUACCAAUCCACAAUACGGAAGUCAAUUUUCGCCAUCUCCAACUUAUAGUUACACUCAGUUACAGCCGAUGCAGCAGCAGUUUUCCCCAACACCGCCGACAUGGGCCACUGAACUCAUUGAGAACAUAAAAGUAAUAAAUACGGACAUAAAAAUGAUCAAAAAAUCCGUAGAAAAGAUCGAUGGAAUUGAAAAAACAGUAAAUAGAAUUUGCCUGAAAGUAGAUGAACUCGAAAACAAAUAUAGAACUAUGGACAUUCGUGUAAAUGAAACAGAAUCAGCAGCCGCAUUUCUCAGUAACGAGUUUGAAGAAACAAAGAAAAAAUUAGCCAAUUCAAAAUCUGACAUUAAAAAAUUCGGAGACAUGUGCAUAUCAUUUGAGAAACAAGUUAGCUCUCUAGAAACGGACAAUAUGCAACUGAACAACAAAGUCAAUGACUUGGAAGCCCGUAGUUUAAGGGACAAUCUGUUGUUUCAUGGAUUUAACGAAUCACCAGACGAAAACUGCGAAGCACUCAUACAAAAUUUCAUUAAACAUGACCUAGGCAUCGACCAAAAGGAAAUAAAUAUUGAAAGAGCCCAUCGAAUCGGUACCAACAAAGGUAAAGGAAUACGACCUGUUGUCGUUAAAUUUUUGGAAUGGAAAGAUAGAGAAUUGGUACGUAAAACUGCAAAUGACAAGUUCGCGGAAUUAAAAAUGAAAAAGAAAGGCGUCGGCGUUCAACAAACUAGAGCUGUGCUGGCCAAAAGAAAAGAACUCUAUUCCAUUAUGGAUCGUGAAAAGAAAAAUGGCAGAUUCGUCAAAUGGGCUGGAGCAAAACUUUUAGUCAGUGAUCAUGCCGAGGGACCAUUCCACGAGAUUACAAGCUAGGAAGAGCAAGAGGAACUACGAAUUCUUGUGUGGAAUUUAAACGGGUUAUCAAGAAAAUUAAAUGAUGAGGAAUUUUUAGACUAUAUAAGCAGCUACGAUAUCUUGUUAUUUUGUGAGACUUGGAUUAGUGAAAAAUACAUGUUUAAUUUAGAAAUAAACGGUUAUCAAAGUUUUCAUUUAUAUGGAAAUAAAUCAAGUGGCACCAAGAAAGGACGCUAUAGCGGAGGAAUAUCUGUUUAUUUUAAAGAUGAAUUUAGUUCAAAUAUUUCUAUUGUAGAGACUCACAAGUAUGGUAUUAUUUGGCUAAAAAUUAACAAAGAUUUACUCGACCUUGAAGAAAAUGUAUACAUAUGUAAUGCUUAUAUUCCACCACCUGGUUCUAAAUUUUUGUAUGAUAAAGAUUUUGAUUUUUUUGACGAAAUAGAAAAGGGAAUAGAAAAAUAUAAUAAUUUAGGUAAAACCUUCAUUACUGGAGAUCUUAAUUCUAGGACUGGGAACUUAUCUGAUAUUUUAGAAUAUGAUAAAUAUCUUGACGAUG
Ruditapes philippinarum (Manila clam) is the source of this 1828-nucleotide messenger RNA. RefSeq lists its product as uncharacterized. The transcript has a single exon. Lineage: Eukaryota; Metazoa; Mollusca; Bivalvia; Venerida; Veneridae. The coding region runs from base 127 to 1290 and encodes 387 amino acids. The record is from RefSeq and is a predicted model, not a curated record.